Messenger RNA from Blastomyces dermatitidis ER-3, 2566 nucleotides. Its product is annotated as adenosine deaminase, variant. Gene Ontology annotation, molecular function: adenosine deaminase activity. Gene Ontology annotation, biological process: inosine biosynthetic process; adenosine catabolic process. NCBI's taxonomy places the organism in Eukaryota, Fungi, Ascomycota, Eurotiomycetes, Onygenales, Ajellomycetaceae. The transcript has 3 exons. The record is from RefSeq and is a predicted model, not a curated record. Bases 801 to 2228 code for a protein of 475 amino acids.
UAUAGCUCCUGCUAUUGUUCUGUAAAUAGCUAGGUAGCAGGCGGGCUUUAACUAUGCGGGGAAGCUGUUUUAGAGCCGAAUCACCCUCAGCAUCCUCACGUCUCACUACAUCAGCCAGCCAAUAUAUCAAAAAUGUAACUGCACAGGAAGAAAGCCCCCUGUGCUGAAACCUCCCUUCCCGACGAUGACCACCAAUCGGAGGGACAACAAUGUGGAUGAACGGGCAGCUAAAUUGGAAAUCCCGGACAUGCGGUGACCCAGAGAAGGAUUAGCCGCUUGUUCUUUAUAAACAGUCGCUUGCGCCCUCUUCGACGGACUCCAAUCUUAGUGGUUACUGAGACACUGCAUUGUGAAUGGAUGGAAGUCGCCGUGAUCGGUUUUGCGCAACUGUUUCAAAGGCUCGCUGUCAUUUCCUCGGCCAUAGCCUUUUCUACAUAAAUAGUACAAUAGCAAGCCAUCGAAGUCAGAAUAGCGACACACGACAAUUUUUAGCCUCGAAUUUGUAUCGUCCAUCAUUCAGCAUGGGGAGCAGUAUCCCAUCUUGCAUUCCUGGCGAUGUCAGCUCUGCUAUCUCAAAGCAUCUCCAGAACCGCCAGGAGCUGAUAUUGCAGGAAAGAGGAAGCCGCAGCGGUUAGCUACUACACAUUUGCCCAAAAUCCAUAUAUGCCGAUUUUCGCCGCUCCCUAUCACCAACAGCCCAAAAGGCCUGCGACAUCGUUCAGCGCAUCCGGCGAGAAGAACAGAACGCGACCUGGCGCCAAGCACAGUAUGAUAAGGACGAUGAAGAAUUGUAUCCCGGGAUGAUGUUCAUAUUGGCAAAGGCGCGCAUGGAGUCAACGAAGCUCUGGAAAAUCGCCUGCAGGAUGCCCAAAGGUGCCCUUCUUCAUUGCCACAUGGGAGCUAUGGUGGAUCUGGGCUGGCUCUACGAGAAAACGCUAGCAACACCUGGCAUGCAUUUUUAUUCACCACUGCCACUGGAUACUGAGAGUAAUCGUAGCAAGGCCGCGGUGCAGUUUACUUACUCGAAGGCUGCACCGAAAGAGACUGCAUCAGUCUGGACAUCCGGAUACCAGCCUGGUACGUUGAUCGAAGCCAAUGUUGCUGCGGAUAGUUUCCCAGAUGGCGGCCGGGAGGGAUUUAUCUCAUGGCUUAAAGAUCGGACGUCGAUUAUCGCGAAGGAGUCCAUCGAGCAUCAUCUUGGGGUUGAUGCUAUCUGGAGGAAGUUUACGUCUGCGUUUAUUAUUUUGGGUUCGAUUAUAUAUUACGAGCCCAUUCUACGUGCUUUUAUACAGAAGUUACUCGAGACGAUCGCGAACGAUGGGGUGCAGUGGGUGGAGUUGAGAGAUGCGUUUGUAGACCCAUACCGACGCGAGAAUGAGGAUGUUCCUUCUGGAGAUUUCAACGAGAUGGUGCGUGCCAUCGGCGAGGAGAUCGAGAAGUUCAAGGCGACGAAGCGGGGUGAGAACUUUUGGGGAGGCCGCAUUAUCUGGACUGCACUGCGGCAGAUGGGCACGGAGAAUAUUAUUAAAAACAUGCAAAACUGCAUUCGUGCCAAAAAGGCACACCCGCAUUUAAUCGCCGGCUUCGACCUCGUCGGCCAAGAAGACAUGGGACGCACGCUCAAAGACCUGACCCCGGAGUUACUAUGGUUCCGACAAAGAUGCGUCGAAGAAAAGUUGGAGAUCCCCUUCUUUUUCCAUGCAGGCGAGUGUCUGGGCGACGGUGAUAGCACAGAUGACAAUCUCUAUGAUGCCAUCCUGCUUGGGACCAGGCGCAUCGGGCACGGCUUCUCACUAUACAAACACCCCGUUUUGAUCGACAUGGUCAAGGAGAAGAAAAUACUCAUCGAAUCAUGCCCGAUCUCAAAUGAAGUGCUGAGAUUGACGGCAACGGUCCUGGCUCACCCGCUUCCCGCGCUGCUGGCUCGGGGUGUCCCGGCGUCACUCAGCAACGAUGACCCUGCCCUCCUGGGCCAGGGUACGUCGGGCAUGUCUCAUGACUUUUGGUCAGCGCUGCAAGGGUGGGAGAACCUCGGCCUGGCUGGGCUGGGAUCGCUGGCAGAGAAUAGUGUUCGCUGGGGCAUAUAUGAAGAUCAGACUGAGGAAGAGUGGCUGCGGGAUAUUGAGCGUGGUGCCGAUGGGAGUGGGAUCCGUGCCGAAAAGAUGAAAUGUUGGCAAAAGUCGUGGGAGAGAUUUUGCCAAUGGAUUGUGGAUGAAUAUGGGGAUUAGCUGAUCGCUCCGCGGUUGAUUGUUUUGUUAUUGUUGUUAAUUGUUUGCUCAUCUCUUAUGAAUUCGCGAACCAGUUCAGAUACCACCUAGAUUAGAGUUAACCCCUCUAGGGAGCUUUCAACGUUUGAUCUUAGCUAUACAGCCAUCCACUGUGCCAUAUUGGACAUCAUCACUCCUUCAAUAUAUAAAUCUCCACGUCCAAUGCCCGUCCUUUUGUCCUUUCCGUCUCACACGCCGCUCUAUAUUAAAUUUGCUGAAUCAAAUGUCGAAACUGGAAAAUAGUUCUCCGAAUACAAGCGAUAGAGAAAUUUAUUACCUGAGAAAUAUAUGAACCCGCA